Messenger RNA from Colletotrichum orchidophilum, 816 nucleotides. Its product is annotated as NUDIX domain-containing protein. The transcript has a single exon. The coding region runs from base 1 to 816 and encodes 271 amino acids. Lineage: Eukaryota; Fungi; Ascomycota; Sordariomycetes; Glomerellales; Glomerellaceae. The record is from RefSeq and is a predicted model, not a curated record.
AUGCCUCCCUCGGCACCAACUCCCCCUCUCACCUAUACAACAUCCCCCUCACUCCUCCCUUACAUCCUCCGCUUCCACCCAUACAUCCCACCAUCCUCCCCCUCCCCAUCCACCCCGGAAGUCCACCACACUCACCGCCUCUGCGUCGGCGCCGCAGUCCUCUCCACCCCCUCCCCGUCCUCCCCCCGCAAAAUCCUCCUCCUCCAACGCUCCGCCAAGGAAAAAGCCCUCCCCCACAGAUGGGAACUCCCCGGCGGCGCAGCAGAAUCCCUCGACCAAACCUCCCUCGCCGCCGCCGCCCGCGAGCUGUGGGAGGAGACGGGCCUGCGCGCCGCGCGGUUCGUGCACCUGGUGGGGUGUUACCAGUGGGAGGGUCUCGGGGGCGGGGAAGCGGCUGCGGCGGUCCCCGGUGACCAGGCUUGGGGGCUGUCGAGGGGCGGGGUCGGGAUUAUUGAUGUUGGGAGCCGUGGCGGCGACGGGGGGCAUUCCGAGAGCGCCGUCGUCGGUGCGGUUGUCGAGGAGCAAGGAAACUCGGCUGUGGGAAGUCAUCUCGGUACGGCGAAGGAUUCGCACAAGGUCUUCAAGGGUCGGGACGCGUGGCGCAAGUACACGUACCUCGUUGAGGUCGAGACCGUUACGGACGGGGGAGGCGCGGUGCAGGUCAACAUUGACCCCGAGGAGCACGAGAAUUUCGUCUGGGCUACAGAGGAAGAGGUGCGCGCGGACAGGUGUGGGGAUGUAGUGUUUGAGUGGACGUCGGAGCAUCAGAAGCUGGAUAUAUUGAGGGCUUUUGAGAUUGGGAGGGGGAAGAAGUAG